This is a messenger RNA of Labrus mixtus (cuckoo wrasse), 3774 nucleotides long. It is a transcript of the gene ireb2, whose product is annotated as iron-responsive element binding protein 2. Gene Ontology annotation, molecular function: aconitate hydratase activity; 4 iron, 4 sulfur cluster binding; iron-responsive element binding. NCBI's taxonomy places the organism in Eukaryota, Metazoa, Chordata, Actinopteri, Labriformes, Labridae. Gene Ontology annotation, biological process: tricarboxylic acid cycle; citrate metabolic process. The transcript has 22 exons. The coding region runs from base 56 to 2974 and encodes 972 amino acids. The record is from RefSeq and is a predicted model, not a curated record. Gene Ontology annotation, cellular component: mitochondrion; cytosol.
CUCGGUGUUGCCAGUGCAGUGAGGAGGACGGGUCGUGUUGAUUUCAGAAGUCAUCAUGGCGCUCACUUCUCCAGUCAAAGAGCACCCAUACAGCCAUCUAAUUGACACACUGAAAGAUGGCAACUUCAAAUUCUACAAUCCACAUAAAUUAAAUGAUCCAAGAUAUGACAAGCUGCCCCUGUCCAUCCGUGUCCUCCUGGAGGCAGCAAUCCGUAACUGCGAUGGCUUUUACACGAAGGACGAAGACGUCCAGAACAUCCUGGACUGGCAGCAGAAGCAGAAUAAAGCCGAGGUGCCGUUCUCUCCAGCACGAGUCCUCCUCCAGGACUUCACUGGUAUUCCUGCCAUGGUGGACCUGGCAGCCAUGAGGGACGCUGUGGCCAAACAUGGAGUCGACCCCGGCCUGGUCAACCCUAAGUGCCCCACAGACCUCAUUGUAGACCACUCUUUACAGAUCGAUUAUAGCAAAUGUGCCAUACAGAAUGCUCCAAACCCAGGUGGAGGGGACGGCCCAAACCAGGGUCCUCCUCGUUCCAUGUCCUCCAGGCCUCCAUCCAGAGGAGGCUCGCAGUGUGGGGGCCAGCGGGGCUCCUGUAGUAAAGCGGCCUGCAGCGACCCCCCGGCCUCCCCAGGUCGACCCUCGGCGUCUAGUGUCCAACAGAUCGAGAAUACACCUCUCCUCUGUCCUUUCCACCUGAAGCCCGUGUCUGAAACUGACACAGCUCUGAAGAAUCAGGAAAUGGAACUCGUCAGGAACAAAGAGAGACUUCAGUUCUUUAAGUGGUGUUCAAAAGCCUUUAAGAAUGUGAACGUUGUUCCUCCGGACGUUGGAGCAGUCCACCAGGUGAACCUGGAGUAUCUGUCCAGAGUGGUCCAAGUCAACGACGGUCUCAUCUACCCUGACAGCGUGGUGGGAACCGACUCACACACCACCAUGAUCAACGGCCUGGGCAUCCUGGGCUGGGGUGUCGGUGGAAUCGAGUCAGAAGCCGUGAUGCUCGGCCAGCCGGUUUCUUUGACACUUCCCGAAGUGGUGGGCUGUAAACUGGUGGGCACCAUCAACCCCCUCACCACCUCCAUCGACAUCGUCCUGGGCAUCACAAAGCACUUGCGACAAGCUGGGAUCGCCGGAAAGUUUGUCGAGUUUUUUGGACCUGGCGUCUCCCAGCUGUCGGCUCCAGACCGAACCACCAUCGCCAACAUGUGCCCAGAGUACAACGCUACUGUGAGCUUCUUCCCCGUCGACCAAGUCACACUAAAGCACUUAAAAAAGACAAACUUUACGCAGGAGAAACUUGAACUACUGGAGUCUUACAUGAAGGCUGUAAAGCUUUUCCGAAGCUAUGAAGACUCAUCAGAAGACCCCCAGUUUUCUGAGGUGAUAGAGAUUAACCUGAGCUCCAUGGCGCCCUAUGUGAGCGGACCCAAGAGGCCUCAGGACAGAGUGGCAGUCAGCAGUAUGAAAGAAGACUUCCAGAGCUGUCUUGAUGAGAAGGUUGGCUUCAAAGGCUUCCACGUCUCUAAGGAGAAGCAGGACAUGCGGGUUCCUUUCCUGCACUGUGGACAGGAGUACCAGCUGGCACACGGCUCUGUGGUCAUCGCUGCCGUCAUCAGCUGCACCAACAACUGCAACCCGUCUGUCAUGCUGACUGCAGGUCUACUGGCCAAAAAGGCUGUGGAGGCGGGACUUGUCGUAAAGCCUUAUAUACGGACCAGCCUGGCUCCUGGAAGUGGCAUGGUCACUCACUACCUCAAUACCAGUGGAGUCCUGCCUUACUUUAGCCAGCUUGGGUUUGAGGUGAUUGGUUACGGCUGUGCCACCUGUGUAGGGAACACAUCUCCGUUACCUGAAGCUGUCGUUGAUGCAAUCAAACAGGGGGAACUGGUGGCCUGUGGUGUGUUAUCUGGAAACAGGCACUUUGAGGGACGGCUGUGUGACUGCGUGCGUGCCAACUACCUGGCCUCCCCUCCUCUGGUAGUGGCUUAUGCUCUCGCAGGGACUGUGGGAAUCGACUUUGAGAAAGAGCCGCUGGGUGUGACCUCAGAGGGGAAGGAGGUGUAUCUUCAUGACAUCUGGCCUUCCAGGGAGGAGAUCCAACAGACUGAGGAGGACACGGUCAUCUCCUCCAUUUUUAAUGAUCUCAGGGGAAGGAUGAAGCAAGGGAACACAUUCUGGAACAACAUUGACGGUCCAGAUUCGGUGGUUUUCCCCUGGGAUCACAAGUCCACAUAUAUCCGUUCACCAUCUUUCUUCAGCAAGUUGAGUAAAGAGCCGUCACCUCCGCAGACGAUAGAGAACGCUCAUGUCUUACUUUUCCUCGGCGACAAAGUGACCACAGACCACAUCUCACCGGCGGGGAGCAUUGCCCGGGUCAGCGCCGCCGCCAAGUACCUGCUGAGCAAACGCCUCACGCCACGGGAGUUUAAUUCUUACGGCGCUCGCAGAGGGAACGACGCAGUGAUGACCAGAGGCACGUUCGCCAGCAUCAAGCUCCAAAACCGAUUCAUCGGCAAACCGGGCCCUAAGACUUUGCACAUUCCUUCAGGCCAGACACUGGACGUCUAUGAGGCAGCUGAACGCUACCAGAGAGACGGCAUUCCUCUCAUCAUCCUGGCAGGCAAAGACUACGGCUCUGGAAACUCCAGGGACUGGGUAGCCAAAGGACCAUACCUGCUGGGCGUACGUGCGGUCAUCGCCGAGAGCUUUGAGACGCUGCACAAGAACCAGCUGGUGGGAAUGGGCAUCAUGCCGCUGGAGUUUCUGCCCGGUCAGAACGCGGACUCACUGGAGCUCAGCGGGAAGGAGAGGUUCACCAUCACUCUGCCAGAGAGUCUGAGUCCAAGGCAGCAGCUCACAGUCAAGACAAGCCAAGGAAAGUCCUUCGUCGUCACAGCGCUGUUCGACACGGAGACGGACGUUAUCUUUUUCAGACAUGGAGGGCUCCUAAGAUACGUGGCUCGGACUUUGCUCUAAAACAGCCUGAAGCCCACUUAAAGUUUGCCCCAAAUCAUGAACAUCAUUUCACCUGUUGUCUUCAGUGUGGACUAAACCCAGCAAAGUGGAGCUCACAUAAAGACUGAUAGUUUGUCUGUUAGAGCCGGGAUGUAGAUCUCCAGGCUUUUGGAGUCCUGAGACAUCAGCUAAGGACCAUUACAGCUUCUCCAUCACUCACUGCACUCGGCUGGUUCAGGAAUUCUCCCCACAGGACGGACUAAACAAGCCCAGAAGAAAGUGGUGAAACUCUUAAUGAGGAGGUCGAACCGUAGACGACGAACCGUGGGCAGUGUUGUUUUGUGUUUCAUCAUUAGAGACAGAAUCUGUGCUGAGUGAGGACGUUUUCUUUACAGCGGAUUGGAUUCUUUUUUCUGCUUGGGUGGUCAUUUAACUACAAAACAUUUUUGCCUAGUAAGGCUGACAUGGUGCUAGGUACUAAAGCAUGAGUAUGUUUGUUUUUGGGGUGCAGUAAAGCCUGUUCUUGCAAACAUCCAAGUAUAUUUUAAUUUCAAGUAUUUCAAACAUUUGCAGAAGUGAUGUCAGCUUUUUGUGGCCAAACAAUCCUAUGUAAAUUAUGUUUUUUGUGAAUAUUUCUUUAAUCAAAUGGCCUUCUGCAAAUUGUCCGUCAAUACACUCGUUUCUUUUCUUUUUUUUUAAUGCAAAUGUGAAAUCCCCUUCUUGUGCUGUUUUCAUGUAUCACUGAGCUGUCUGGGUGAAGAUGUCUCCUGCUACAACAGUCAGUCGCCUGCAUCACAUUAAAGCGAAAAUAAAAAAAGGUU